AUGCAAAUAGUGAACUGUGUGACAAUGUGCAAUCUUUUGGCUGGACUGAGAAUGUGGGCGGUCUUCUUGUGCUAUUUAUUAGCCGAAGUUAAGACAUAUCCCAUGCAAGGAUGGCCUGUAUAUGGACCAGAACCCAGAGAUUAUAAUGAAGAUGACUAUUAUUAUUCGCCUAAAGUCCAAUACUACUAUGACGCUCCAGCUGUCAACCCCCCUGAAGUGUACGGUCAAGUUCCUUAUUCAUACAUGUACGAUCCAUACGGGCAUUUUGCAAAGGAUCUUCCGAAGAUAGACGAUGAACGCUUUUCAGCCCUACCAAUAGGACAAGAAACGUGGUACGAAAGUGAUUCUAACUCCCGCUGGCGCUCGAAUAACGAAAUUGAUGACGUCAAUGCAGCUUUCCUAGACAACCUUAUACUUACGCAAAUGGCCCGAGACGCCCAAAGGCGGCGUGAAAACGCCCGUGCUGCCUUUUCUAACGUCGAUUACGAAGAAAAAGGCACUGAAGAUGAAGAUGUUAGAGAAUUAAAAGCACUGGCAGGAAAACCCAUGUACCAUGUACCUAAAACAGUCCCAAGGUUUGAUGAUGAUGAAGACGAUGAUUACGAAGGUGACGACUCUGAAAGCUUUAUAAACUGGAAUGGCAACAAAAGGAGCGUAACCACAGAGGCACCCCAAACGACGACAUUUACACCUGUGGCUCAAAAGGCGGGUCAAAAAGAAGUCGUGAUGCCUCGCCCUGCACAGAAAACUCAUCAUUUCAAUAUUCAGUCUAAAUUCGACCAAAAUAAGCGAUCCAUUCCAUUGUACAACGCAUUUCCUCGACUUGAAGAUAUAAAUAAUGACUCAACGAAAACAAGAAGAAUUGGCAAGCGCUUUGUAGCUAGUGAUUCGGACCUCGUUGUCGAAUUAAGGGGCCUAAAACAUCGUAUCGCAACUUAA
This is a messenger RNA of Pieris macdunnoughi, 939 nucleotides long. The record is from the annotation of a GenBank genome assembly. Lineage: Eukaryota; Metazoa; Arthropoda; Insecta; Lepidoptera; Pieridae.